AUGUGUUCUACAUCUGAUAAUCAAGGAGGCCGAACAAUCGACGACAAAUUUAGAGAAAGUCUUCUGCGAUCUCUUAACGGACUGAGGCAAGCUUGCAUUCUUUGUGACGUUCUCAUUCGUGUUGACAAAACGUUGGAGUUUCCUGCUCACCGUUGUGUUUUGGCCGUAGGCAGCGUUUAUUUUCAAGCUUUGUUCUCGGAUGAUUUUCGUGAGAGAAAGAGCGGCGUGGUGGAGCUGGAAGGUAUAUAUGGCAUGGAAAAAGUCCUUGAAUUUCUCUAUACGGGUGAGGUGGAGAUAAAUGAAUCCAAUGCUCAAGAUUUAGUCAUGGCUGCCGAUUACCUGAAUAUUCCAGCCUUAAAAUUGCAUGCUGCUGUUGCGUUAGAAAAGUUCAUCAACAUCUCAAAUUGUCUCUCCCUACAGAGGUUUUCCACUAAGUUCGACUGUGCUCUGUUGAAAGACUCGUGCACUUUCUUCACAAAUCAAAACUAUUCUAUGGUAACAAAAUUGGAAGCGUUCAAAGAAUUGAUUUUCGAGGCGCUCAUUAGGUUACUCAAGAGUGACGAGCUUAAUGUUCACAACGAAAGCGAAGUGCUCUGUUCUGCGCUCUCCUGGAUAAGGUACGAUCUUCAGUCGAGGGAGAAACUGCUUCUUGAAGUCCUAAAACAUGUUCGGUUUCCGCUUAUCCGCAAGGAUUAUUUGAUCAACAUUGUUAAGAGUGAUGUGUUGCUUCGAAGUAACGCAGUCGAAGUGAACGUUUUACUGAAAACAAUCAAACAAACUUCCUCGGCGUCAGAGAAAUUUCGAGAGCUGCAUGUGCCAAGAACUGGACCUCUCGAGACAAUGGUAGCAUUGACAGGGGAAAGAUCAGUGUCGAAGUAUGGCUCAAACAACAGUGUUUUGGCGUACAUACCGUUGCGUGACUCAUGGGUAACGCUAUCUAGUCUUCACAUUCCGCGACACGGUCACAGUGCUGCUGUCUGCCAAGGUUCUUUAUACUUAGUGGGAGGAGUAUGUAGAAAUGUCUCAGCUCAUUCCCACGUGUGUCGAUUUAGCCCUCUCAGGAAUAAAUGGUACUGCGAUGUAGCGGAUCUUCCUCACCCAGUUUCCUUUGCUGCCGUUGUGUCAUUAGAUGAGAAGUUGUUUGUUAUUGGCGGCAAAGACUGCUGCAAUACGGCACUUCGUAGAACACAAUGUUACAACCGAGAGCGCAAUCAAUGGCAUUUUGUUGCAGACUUGAACUUACCACGUGACAGCCAUUGUGCAACAGUAUUAAAUGAUUCUAUCUACGUCAUCAGCGGAGACAAAGAGAAUUUUAAAAGCUGCGAAAGAUACGACUCGACGAUUAUGAGAUGGAACCUUCUCCCGGACAUGACCAUGUCACGCCAACAACCUGCAGUUCAUGCACUUCGCGGGAAAGUCUUGGUAGUUGGCGGUUAUGCUGGUUCAAAUUAUAGCAUGCACACAACUUGCGAGAUCUUUGACCCUAAGAAGUUCCAGUGGAGCUUGGUACCUGGACUUGGUGUACCACGUGCGGGAUGUGGAAUCACGUGCGUGGCAGAUCACGUGUAUGUGUUUGGCGGGUCGAAUGGCCGAUCUAUCUUAAACACGUUAGACAGUGUUGAGUGUUACAACGAAGAAGACAAGGAGUGGAGAAAAAUCUCGGUUAUACCAGAGACUAUUGUCGCCCCCCAAGUGGCUGUUUUUAGGAUGCCUAGAAAAUAUCUAACAUGA
Pocillopora meandrina is the source of this 1731-nucleotide messenger RNA. The record is from the annotation of a GenBank genome assembly. NCBI's taxonomy places the organism in Eukaryota, Metazoa, Cnidaria, Anthozoa, Scleractinia, Pocilloporidae.